AUGGAAUUCUUCACAAAUCCUUUCCAAGGGCUAAUUGUAGCCGAGACACAACCGGGUCAACCAAUCAAAAUAAUUCGUGACUAUGUAAAUCUUAAUGGUAAUGUCACAAAAUCAUACGACUGUUUUAAGCAACGCGACUACGUGCAGCUUCCCGGCAAAUUGAUACAAUCUUCUAAGAUUGGUAAAGAAACAUUUGAAUUUGUAAGCGCCGCAAAGUCUGCUUCACCGUCAGUUCAAACGACUUCAAAUCUUGCACGUGAAGUUAAACAAAGAGCGAAACAAAUAGGAGCUCAAUUGAGCUCCUUCAAUGAUCGGUCACUAUCGGUAGUAGAUUCGGAUGACAGUACCUCAUUGAGUACACUUCAAUCAUCCAACGGAUCCAUGGAAGUGGACCAAGUUCAAAAAAGUCCAUCGGUAAUGGCUUUUAAUGAUUUACAGUCAGUAGCGACAAGUAACACUAAUUUCAAAUCUUCCGAAGCCGAUGCUCUUUCUUCUGCACCUUCCUCCUUUUAUAACGUCAAUCUUGAUGAUAAUGAAAGCGUCGUCAGUAGCGAUCAUAAUGACAGAAGUAACGCGAUGUCUGGACCUUCUGCUGUUGAUAAAAAAACAGUCGCGACAAGCUUUGACAAAACUAGUGCCGGGUCUCCAUUUUCAGAUAACAGUAAGAAGAAUUAUCGAAAAUACAUGCCUAAUCAUUAA
Molecule: messenger RNA, 699 nt
Organism: Cotesia congregata
Lineage: Eukaryota; Metazoa; Arthropoda; Insecta; Hymenoptera; Braconidae
Source: the annotation of a GenBank genome assembly